Messenger RNA from Metopolophium dirhodum (rose-grain aphid), 5848 nucleotides. RefSeq lists its product as uncharacterized. Gene Ontology annotation, cellular component: cytosol. Lineage: Eukaryota; Metazoa; Arthropoda; Insecta; Hemiptera; Aphididae. The record is from RefSeq and is a predicted model, not a curated record. Bases 4466 to 5569 code for a protein of 367 amino acids. The transcript has 7 exons.
UUAGUGGAAGUAAAAUUAGAGGGUGGAUGGGUUGUUGGUCCAUCAAAAAAAAAAAUUCGCCACACCACUGUUUUAAUGUAAUACAAAUUAAAAGCUAUGGCGCUUAACUGAAAAGUAAUGUAAACAAGGUUGACAAGUGAAGAUCUGAUAAAAAAAAACUUACUAUGAUCUGUCCAGCAAGAGAACACCAAAACUGACCAAAACUGGUUCUCUCACGCAACACCCUGUCAUAGGGGAACUGGUUUCGAUAGCAAGGAGAUACGGGGGGAUAUGUAGAACUGGGGCGUUCUCUUGCUGGACAGAGUAUAGGAAUAUUCUAUUAAAUUUUCAAAUGUCUUAUUUAUAAAAAUGUUUUUUUCAUUGCUAAUAUUUGAAAAUUUAAUAGAAUAUUCCUUAUAAGUUUUUCUUAUUAUAUCUUCACAAAAAAAAAAAAGUUUACCGGAAAGUAACUCCAUUUAUAGCCAUAAUAAAUGUUUGGUUUUCAAUUAAUUUUAUUUUAAUUAUUAAAUUUGAUUAUUUAUUCAAGUAUGCUGGGUUGAUCAUCUCUAAGAAUCAUUUUUCUUAUAUAAUGAUUUUAUCAUUUAACACGUCCAGUACAAUGACAUACUAUUUACUAUAGACCAGCGGUUCUCAACUUUUUUAUAACCACGUACCACCUACAUAGUUUGAACAUUUUCAUAUACCACUUGACCAAAUAACGUUUUUUUUGCUUAUCAAAUAUUUUAUUUUACAUGUAGACGGAAUUUUAUUUUAUGAAGAACUACAAAAUGAUGAUAAUAAUAUAAGCAUUUAAUGCAUAAAAAGAAAAUUAAAUAUAUACAAAUAUAAUUUAUAUUAUUAUCAAAUUUUUGGGGAAUCAUCCAUUACAUUUUCAAAAGUUACAGGAUAAAUAAAUAAAAAAAAAGAACCAUUGUAAAACCACUAGAUCCCUCGCUCCGCUCAGAAUCUAAAAAUAAAAAAAAUGAAAACUGACAAUGGUCCGUAAACAGCUCAAAAAGAGUCAACUAAUGAACUGUAUGAACUUCAAACGCUCAUAAAAAUUAAAUUUGAUUUGCUUGUAGGCAUUUAUUUUUGAUAAAGGUAGACAAACUUAUGGUGAACUUUGUAUUACAUUUUCAAAUCUUAGAUUUAAAUAGAAAAAUUUCUUACUGAAAAUAAUUUGCACAUUUUCGUGAAUUAUAUGAAAUUUUAUGUAUUUUGUCAAGAUUUGAACUUUAAAUACUUAUAAAAAAAAAACUGUGACUAAGGAUUUUUAAUAUUUUUCAAAUGUCAUUGCAAUAAUAUAGUAGGAGACUUGUAUUAAAUUUUCACGUUUUUUACCCAACAAAUAAAGUUUUAUUGACAUUUAUAAAAAAAAGACUAAUAAAAUGGAAACUGAAAAUGUUUAUAAACAGUUCAAUACAAAUCAAAAUAUUUUGAAUUCAUGUGAAUAUAAACAAACAGUGAAAAUGUCAUGUAUACGUUCAUUUGUUAAAUUUAACAAAAACCAAAAUCGAUUUUGCGUAAAAAUUCCUGUUUUUUCUUAAUUAUUAUGUUGUUUUUCUCGAUGCUUUUGAAAACUAUUUAGAAUUUUAAAAUUUGACCUCCCAAAUACACCAACUAUAUUCACUUUCCCAUAAAUCAAGAUACUGUUGAAGAAAACAGUGGUUACAGACACAAAAAUAAUAAAUAAAAAAAUAAAACAACACACAUCAUUGUAAAAUCAAUACAUUCAUCGCUCUGCUCGGAUUCUAAAAAAAAGCCGGGCUAUGAUGCAUUUAAAAAUAUUUCCUAGGUAUAAUGAUGAUAACUCUAGGCUUUUUCGGGCAUCAUUGAUAAAAAUUUUAAAUCAAUUCAAAAAAAAAAUCUAAAAUGUAUCGUAAACUGGUUGUUAGAUAAACUCUAAUUUUAAGUAUAGGUAGGUACCUACUUAUUAUAAGUUGUAAACUUAGUUAUGUAUGUAAAAGUUGAAAUAAUGUAUUUGUAAAUUUUAAAAAUUAGAAACGGCCUUGCGUUGUAAAGUCGAUUUAUCAACAAUCGGUAGGUACCUGGUACUAUGACAAGUAACAAUAACGUACUUUCCGACUCUAAUAGGUACCUAUGUCUAUGGUCGUACAUUAGCCACAAAACGUAUAGGUACCUCCUAUACAACGAUUAAACUGAAAGUAGCAUAAUAUUAUUGCCAAAUUAUAAGGUACCGACAAAAAUACACUUGCGACAAUAACGUAGCUAAAUAGCCUAUACAGAGUUCCGUGUUAUCGUUAUUAUAAAAUACUUGAAAGACUUGAAAGUUGAAGCUAUUCAACCUAAUAAUAUAUUAAAUAGGUAUAUAAAUAAAUAAUAAUACACAUUUCAUAUUUUAACCAAGUAGAUUCAAUAACUAAUAUUUUUACGGUAGGAACUAUUUAUGAAAAACCUUGUUUAAAAUGUUCAACAUUAGCUAUCUAUAUAAAUUAAUCAUUUUAUAAUUGUUCAACCUACAAAAUAAUAUGCAAUUUUUCGUGAUUUUAUUAACAUUUGAACUUUCAAACCAAAAUUGUACUUGUGUAUCUUUAAUAUUUUUGAACUGCUGUUAUAACAACUUACGACGAACCUUGUAUUUAAUUGACAAGCUUUUUGAACCAGAAAACAUUUUUUUUGGCGAUAUUUAUAGAAAAGAAAUUUAAAAUAUCAAUUGACUAUAAAUAACUCAAAAUGAUUCAAAAUAUUUUAUAAGUAUUAUGUCUGUAGUAUAAAUAUAUAUAAUAUAUAGAUUGUCAGGUCAAAAUUUACUAUUAUAGGAAAAUGUCAUGCGUAACAAAACCUACAUUACAAUAUUAAGCUUAACAUUUUACAAUAAUAGUAAUAGGUUUUUUUAAAAUAUUUUUUUGAGCGUCAUUUAAUUUGAGCAUAAAUUAACACUAAUAUUUUAUGAGUCAAAAUCACGAAAUUUUGCAAAUUAAAAUUGAAUUGAAGAUUCCUUAGAAAUGUUCUGCCUUCAACCAAUAAAAUGACUACCUAUACUGGAAAGGCAAAUUAAUUAUUUAUGAGUGUUCAUUUAUGAAGUUUGUACGAAUUGAACCGGCUGCUGUAUUCACUCGAUUUCUCUUUUAACGAUUUUCUUAAUUGUUAUCCAAAAAUGAAUAACUGUGUAGGUACUUGAAAUUUAUACCAAAAUAUGUUUAUUUUAUCAGUUUCAAUACUUGAUAAAAUUUCGGACCGAAGCAGCCGGGUGCCCGCCGCGCCGCCAGAGGGUCUCGCGUGUCGGCGACCUCGAGCGCGCGAAGUCCGCGAUCUCGUCACGCUUACCGCCGAUCACCCCAAAAGUGCACUGUCGCGUACCUAAACCUCGGCCCCCACGCCAUCGCCUCGCCUUGUCCGCUGCCCUCGGUCUGGGGGAAACUCUCGGACGGUUUCACUUCGGGGAACAACAGCAGAAAACGCGUACGGCCUUCGUGAUACCUCUCCACGCAGCGGACGCGAUCCUCGCCGCCGUCCGUCUGCGCGUUUUGCUAGACUUGCCCCGCGGGUCCAACCAAUCAAGUCUCCAAAGCUGUUCUUGACCUCAGCUCCCCUGGCCGGGGUGACGAAUUCCGUCUCAUCACCGGGCCCUUCCACCGCCGCCUUUGAUCCAUUCAACCGGUCGAUCAGUACGAGUACUGGAUUCGCCUUGAAGGGUUUCCGACGAGUCACCGCCCGCGAACUGGGCCGCAUAAUACAGCAGGCAUUUAUGAGCAUUUAUGAUUUGAUCUACAUCUACUUGAUUUACUAUGUCUCGUUGACACUGCAUUAAGAAUAAUAAUUCUAAAUUGUCUUGUACAAUAGUAGACCUUAAUCGUGUUUUUAACAAUUUUAGUUUCGAAAAUGACCUUUCACUCGUCACUAUUGUGUCAGAGGCAGCGGUCAGUAAUAUUUAUACGCUUUGUACAAUUCCGUGUGUUGUAAGGAAUACAUUUUAUAAUAUACAACGGAGCUAAACGCGUUCUCCUGAGCGUAAAUUUGCGUACAUUUUUAUAUAACUAUAUAGUCUAUAUAUAUAUAUAUCAUAAUAUAUCUGUCUAUCUUAUAUAUAUCUAUCUAUGUAUACUAUAUAUCAUGGUUGGUACAUACUUUAUUAGGGUUCCGUACGGUAAAACGACUAAAGCCAUUACUAAGGCUCCUCCAUCCGUCCGUCUGUCACCAGGCUGUAUCUCAUGAACCAUGAAAGGUAGAAAGCUGAAAUUUUCACAGAUUAUGUAUUUCUAUUGCCGCUAUAACUGCGAAAUAUACUAAAAAUCCUAGAAUAUAUAAUGCAAGCAGUGUUGCCAACAUAUUUAUAGAUGAUGGUACGGAACCCUUCGUGCGCGAGUCCGACUCACACUUGGCCGGUUUUCUAUGGUUGGUACUUAGCAAUGAGUACCAAGUAUGAUAUUAUUAUUAUAUCUUAUUAUAUCGUGUUCAGUAUUCACUAUUCACAGUUCGCCAUUUAAGUUCGUAUUUCAGACAUUCGGUAAUCUGGUAAUCGGCAAUGGAGAAGUUAACUAACAAAAGUUCUAGAAGAUCAUUAUUUGAUAGGUUUUCAGAAGAAAUUAACAAUGAAGAGUCUACAUCUGCUUUUUCAAAUAAUAGAGAAACGAUGAACAUGGAUGAUGAGAAUUCAUCAAUUUAUGAAAACACUAAUUUGAACAAACAUGAAUGCGAAGCUAAGCUUAAAGCAUUUGAUGAUGCAUUUGAAACAAUUUAUGGCAAUAAUGAAGUGAAUUUGAUUCAAGUCCUGCAAAUGGCUGAAGAAUUGCAAGUAAAUUGUAUACAUUUGAUAAAUUUAGUUAAGAUUCAAAUCAAAUCAACUGAAGUUGAAAAGUUAAGAUCGAAAUUAUAUUUACUGGAAAACAAAUAUCUUAAUACUAUAAAUAAGUUACAACUUGAAGUCACAAAAUUAAACUUGCAUCUCAAACAGCAAUCUUCAUUUAGUUGUAUUAUUGGGUCUACAUUUUGUUACUCUUUGUCAAAAGCAACUCAAACAUCUUCAGCGAUUGAUAUGGUUUUACAAGAAGAUUGCAUAACAAAUAUGGCUCAAUUAAUAACUAAUAUGCUUAGUUCUUUUAUUCGAAGAUAUAAUAACAAGAUGCCAUCAAUAAAAACAAAUGAAAUGAAAUUUGUGUUACAUAUGUUAAGAAUAGUAGCUAACCUAUCAACCACAGAAAGUGGUUGUCAUUUUUUUUCACAAGUUAAUGAUGGAAUUAAUAUUGUUAACCUUGUUGUGUCUUUGGUAUUGUACACACCUCCUUCACAUGGUGUUUUAAAAAAGAUUGCUUAUACAACAUUGUAUAAUGUGAGCAAUCAAUUUAAUGGACACUCACUUAUGGAAAACAAUAAACUCAUACAAACAUUAAAUAAUGACAUCAAAUUAGUACAUAGCAAGGGAAAUAACAGUAUAAUAUUGUUCUCUUUAAAUUUGCUACUUUCUCUAACUGAAAAAAUUAAUAAAUCAAUGUACACAAUUCUUAAGAAUGAAAUAAAUUUAGAAGAAAUACUCAAACUAACAAGGUAUACAGAGACAGAAUCAACAGCUAGAAAAAUAUUGAAUAACAUUAAUAUUGCAAGUGAAAAAUAUAAUGAUAAGUCUGAAUAACUAUUAGAUAAAUAUAAAAAAAAAUUUAAUACCUGCUUACAAAUAAAAGAUGAUAUUAUUAUUUUUUUUUUUUUGAAACAUUGAAUUUAUUUAUUAUAUUUAGUAGUACCUAUAUACCAUAAUAUUAUAAUGAAUAAUAAAAAAUGCAUUUUUUAUGUAUAACUACAAUACUAUUAAUACAUUCAUUCUUUAUGUAUUCUUACAAUAAAUAUCAAAAUAUUUAUUUAUAACUAAUUGUAAAACUUUUACUAAAUUUAUAUUUAUGUAUUCAAUUUUGUU